Molecule: messenger RNA, 2256 nt
Organism: Galeopterus variegatus (Sunda flying lemur)
Lineage: Eukaryota; Metazoa; Chordata; Mammalia; Dermoptera; Cynocephalidae
Gene: FSD2
Product: fibronectin type III and SPRY domain containing 2
Exons: 12
Coding region: 1-2256 (751 amino acids)
Molecular function (GO): protein binding
Source: RefSeq, a predicted model, not a curated record
AUGGAGGAGGAAGCUGGGGAGGAACCAAGGCUGGGCAGAUCUGCUCCUCCCAAGGACUUCCGCUUUUAUCAUAUGGAUCUGUAUGACUCUGAAGACAGACUUCAGAUCUUCCCAGAAGAAAACACUAGGAUGAGGAGAGAAGUAGUCCAGCCUGAAAUGACCAGUGAGCCAAGAGGGGCAGGAGAAGGUAGAGCUCAAAGAGACCUUCAAGAGGAAGUGGAUGAACUUGUGCAUUUAUAUGGACUUGAAGAUGAUCACGAGUUAGGGGAUGAGUUUGUUGAUGACAACAUGCCCAUAAUAGGGGUUUCGGAAUAUCCUCCUUACGCGAUGAAGAGGAGAGACCAAGCCAGGGAGCAGAGAGAUUGGAGAUUUGGUGGAGAGGCAGUGGAGGCUGAGGACAUGGGCUACGGGGAGUGGGGUCCGGUGGGCCAGUGCCAGGACUUGCGGGAAGCCUAUAGGUACACACACGGCCGCUCCAGCGAGGAGUAUGAAUGCUACGUCAUCCCAGAAGAGGAGGACGAGGAAGAAGCUGUUGACGUCUUCUGUGUCACUUGCAAAAUUCCAGUAAGAGCUAUUGAGAAGGAUUUUGAGGAACACAAAGAGCAUGAAGUGAUCCCACUCAAUAAAGCACUGGAAAAUGCCAAGGAGGAAAUUCACAAAAACAUGUACAAAUUAGAAAAGCAGAUUAUCGAGAUGGAAAAUUUUGCAAGUCACUUGGAGGAGGUCUUCAUCACUGUGGAGGAGAAUUUUGGAAGACAAGAACAAAACUUUGAGUCACAUUACAAUGAGAUCUUGGAAACACUUGCUCAAAAAUAUGAAGAAAAAAUACAAACUCUGGGGGAGAAAAAGAAAGAGAAGCUGGAAGCCUUAUAUGAACAACUGGUCAGCUGUGGAGAAAACCUUGAUACCUGUAAAGAACUGAUGGAAACAAUAGAGGAGGUGUGUCAUGAAGAGAAGGUUGACUUCAUAAAGGAUGCAGUGGCUAUGGCUGACAGACUCGGGAAAUUCCUGAAAACAAAAACGGAUGUGGAAAUCUCUGCACAGCCUGACUUUGAAGACCAGACCUUGGACUUCUCUGAUGUGGAGCAGCUGAUGGGCUCCAUUAACACUAUGUUAGCUCCUUCUGCUCCAGUGAUAAAUCCACAGGCCCCUAACUCAGCCACGGGUUCUUCGGUCCGAGUUUGCUGGAGCUUAUACUCCGAUGACACUGUGGAGAGUUAUCAGUUGUCCUACCGGCCAGUGCAGGACAGUUCACCUGGGAAGGACCAGGCAGAGUUUACAAUGACCGUCAAAGAAACGUAUUGCUCAGUGACAAACCUUGUGCCAAAUACCCAGUAUGAGUUUUGGGUCACAGCUCAGAACAGGGCUGGCCUCAGCCCCUCCAGUGAGCGUGCAGUGUACCUGACAGCACCUUCUCCCCCCAUGAUAAGAAGCAAAGAGAUAAGGAGCUGCGAAGAGGCUGCAGUGAUCUGCUGGGAGUCUGGGAGCCUGAACCCUGUGGACUCGUACACGCUGGAGCUGACCCAGGCAGAAAUGCCGGGAGCCUCGGGAGUAACCGAGUCUGUUGUGGGCAUCCCAACCUGCGAGGCCCUGGUGCAGCUGCAGCCCAGGCAAAGCUACAUGAUCUUCGUGCGAGCCCUCAACGUGGGAGGCCCCAGCGCGAGGAGUGAGCCUGCUACAGUCCACACCACAGGAAGCUACUUCCACCUGGACGAGGACACCUGCCAUCCCUGGCUGACCAUUUCUGAAGACGGGUUUACGGUGCUACGAAGCGAAAGGAAAACCCCGGCACGGGAGCCGCCACCCGGCAAGACCCGGUUUACCAGGUGUGUUGCUGUCAUGGGAAAUCUAAUUCCAUUCCGAGGGCGCCAUUACUGGGAGGUGGAGGUGAAUGAGCGUUUGGACUACACAGUUGGUGUGGCCUUUGAAGAUGUCCCUAAACAGGAGGACCUGGGAGCAAACUGCCUCUCCUGGUGCAUGAGGCACACAUUUGCAUCAUCAAGGCAUAAGUAUGAAUUUCUGCACAACGGGACAACUCCAGAUAUAAGAAUAACAGUUUUCCCCCAAAAGAUUGGCGUUUUAUUAGACUACGAAAAUUCAAGGUUGUCAUUUUUCAAUGUGGACACUUCUCAGCAUCUAUACACAUUCAGUUGUCAGCUUCACCGAUUUGUGCAUCCCUGUUUUUCUUUGGAAAAGCCUGGGCGUCUAAAGAUACAUAAUGGUAUCCCAAUGCCAAAUCAUGUCACUUUCUAUUAG